AUGGUGAAUGGUGUGGAACAUGCAGCUGGCAAUGCCAACAAUGAACAAGAUGAGAGCACUGACAGUGCCCCUAGUCCUCUGCUCUUGGGCGCAAAGCCAAAGAAAAGACUCACUUCCAAGUGCAGCCCUGAGAUUCAGACUCAGAAGAGGCAAAAGAAUCAGGAGGCUAUUCAGAAUGGGUCUCAUGAGGAACCUGCAGCACCCGAGCAGACGAAUCUAGCUUCCCCAGUUCUUUCAACUGAUCAGAAUAAGAAGAAUCAAGUGACCCAUCAGAACAUUUCUCGUGAAGAACUCGUCAGGACAUUUGCCAUGCACGGACAUGCAACAAGGAUGGUGGAACAAGCUGACUUUUGGAAGCUUCUUACCGACCUGAAUCCUGCCGUCAAGAUUCCAUCCCGCUUCGACCUGAAGAAUGAGACCUUUAACUUGUUCGAUCAAGAAAAGGCCAAGCUGAGGGAGAAGUUAACAGCUUUACCAUGCCGUGUUUGCCUGAGUGCAUAUGUGUGGCACUACAGUCCACUGCAGGCAUUCUUGUGCUUGACUGUUCACUAUAUCGACGACGAAUGGGAGAAGCAGAAAAAGAUCAUCAGAUUUAGCCCUGUGGGCCCCUCUUGCAGAGCAGAAGAACUAAGUCAUACCAUAUUGCGAGCUAUUGGAGAAUGGGGUCUUGAUGGCAAGGUUUUCAGCAUUAUACUGGAUGACGCAUUCAUUGAUGAUUCAUUGGCUUCAAAUGUCAAAACCAGUCUUCAGAAAAGGAACAAAGUUGCUGCAAACCGGAGCUUGUUUGUGGCACGUUAUGCAACUCAUUUACUUGAUGAGGUUAUUCAGGUGGGGCUGGACGAACUUGACACUAUCAUGGAGGAUACCAGCAAGUGUUCCAGGAUGUAUCCGACCCCUUCACUAGCACAUCAUCACAAGCACAGAUACGCAUCAGCGGAUGACUGGAAAAAAGCACAGAAAAUUUGUAAAUACUUGCAAGACUUCAAUAGAUACAAGGACUUGGUCCAGAAAUCGCCUAGCCCGGAUAAAGUGUUUGAUAAGGUGUGGAAUGUGAAGGAAAAGGUGCUUCGCAACACUGACAUUGAUAGGUUCAAGACACUCGCCGAAGUCUUUUUACGUGACAAGGAGGAGGAGGGAAUUUCCGUUAUGCGGCGGAAUAUGGAAAAGAAGUUCAAGAAAUGCUGGAAAGUCUGUUUCUUGCAUUUUUGCAUGCCUAUGGUCAUGGAUCCUAAAUACCGUCUGGAACACAUCAAGUCACGCAUACAAGCCUUCACGGUGCAAAGUGCCUAUACCGUGGACGGCGACAUAGAAGAUUUUAUUUGCCAAGUGCAUGACGCACUGCUUAACCUCUAUGGUGAAUAUUCAAACCAGGCCGAAGAACCUGACUGCACUUCUUGGUCUAAAAUUUGGACGGGAGAGUUCAGCGAGGUGCAACUGCUUCCAGCAGGUGAGUCCAGUGUGCUCCAAUGGUGGAAGGAACAUAGCCUGACCUAUCCUUCAAUUGGUCGGAUGGCACGCGAUAUAUUGGCACUACCACGCCGUACUGACUGCAAGGCAGCAACAAGAACUGCGAGGCUAGUAAUGUCUGAGUCGGGUAAUAAAAACCGGGUUGAGUGUCUUGUCUGUAUUCAGAACUGGCUUGCACCUGCUGGUACUACAAGUGUGGAGUCAAAUCUUCAAAAUUGA
This is a messenger RNA of Triticum turgidum subsp. durum (durum wheat), 1686 nucleotides long. The record is from the annotation of a GenBank genome assembly. NCBI's taxonomy places the organism in Eukaryota, Viridiplantae, Streptophyta, Magnoliopsida, Poales, Poaceae.